Messenger RNA from Gavialis gangeticus (Gharial), 4494 nucleotides. RefSeq names its product ligand of numb-protein X 2 (gene LNX2). The transcript has 10 exons. The record is from RefSeq and is a predicted model, not a curated record. Lineage: Eukaryota; Metazoa; Chordata; Crocodylia; Gavialidae. Bases 99 to 2306 code for a protein of 735 amino acids. Gene Ontology annotation, molecular function: protein binding; ubiquitin-protein transferase activity.
GAAAAUGACACUUCAUGAAAGAAUACAAGUCAUGUGUCUUUAGAAAGAAAAAAAAGACUACCAAACAAGUCUAGCAAAAUCUGCCCUUGUUUGGUACAAUGGGUACCACAAAUGAUGAAAUGGCUUCAGUGGAGCACAACCCUUCCUUGAACCCUCUGUGCUUUGAAUGCGGCCAACAGCACUGGACAAGAGAGAACCACUUGUACAACUAUCAGAAUGAAGUGGAUGAUGACCUGGUCUGCCAUAUCUGCCUUCAGCCCUUGUUGCAGCCACUGGAUACCCCUUGUGGACACACAUUCUGUCACAAGUGCCUAAGGAACUUUUUACAGGAGAAAGAUUUCUGUCCAUUGGAUCGGAAAAGGCUCCAUUUUAAGCUCUGCAAGAAAUCCAGUAUCCUUGUUCAUAAACUGUUAGACAAAUUAUUUGUUUUAUGCCCCUUUUCUUCAGUAUGUCAGGAAGUAAUGCAACGAUGUGAUCUGGCAGCACAUCUUAAAAACAGGUGUCCUGGAGCUUCGCAUCGAAGGGUUGCACUGGAGAGAAGGAAGAUGAGCAAACCACAGUCAGAAGCUGAGAGUGAAAAUGGGCAUUGUGUAACAGAUUGCCUGGGCACCGUCUCCCCUGAUGCAGACCAGACUGGGACAGGACCAGUGCCAGUGGAACAGAACUUUACAUCCACUGCUCUUCCUCUGUGGACAGAUGAACCUGGCCUUGACAACCCUGCUUAUGAAGAGAGUGCCAUGACUGACAGCUUCCCACCUAUGGAGCAUUGUCCUGUUCGAACGAAAAGGCAACUGAGUAACUCCUGCAUUCAUCUGCAUCAAACUAACAGUAACCCCUCUAGCAUCUGGGAUUUUAGAGAGGAAAUGCUCAGCCAUACCACAGAGGAAGCAACCCAGCCGCUACCUAGCUUGCCUGAAGGAGAGAUCACUACAAUUGAAAUUCACCGGUCCAAUCCUUAUAUUGAGCUGGGCAUUAGCAUAGUGGGUGGCAAUGAAACGCCAUUGAUCAACAUUGUUAUUCAGGAGGUGUACCGAGAUGGGAUCAUUGCCCGAGAUGGAAGGCUCCUUGCUGGAGACCAGAUACUUCAAGUUAACAACUUUGACAUCAGCAAUGUGUCACACAACCGUGCUCGUGCUGUCCUUUCCCAGCCUUGUGUGGUGCUGCACCUCACCGUGCUCAGAGAGAGGCGCUUUGGAAGCCGUAAUCACAACCACACUGACAGCAGCACCUCCCAGAGAGAGGACAGCUUCCAGGUGACACUGCAUAAGCGUGACUGUAGUGAACAGCUUGGCAUUAAACUAGUACGGAGAACAGAUGAGCCUGGAGUUUUUAUUCUCGACCUUUUGGAAGGGGGAUUGGCUGCUCAAGAUGGCCGACUCUGCAGCAAUGACCGAGUCCUUGCAAUCAAUGGACAUGAUCUGAAGCAUGGGACACCUGAACUUGCUGCCCAGAUUAUCCAGGCUAGUGGAGAGAGGGUGAAUUUAACAAUCUGCAGACCAGUGAAAUCACAGACCGUCAGUAUUCUUCGAGAAGCAGGGACUUAUGCCAGCAGCCAGCACCAGUCCCAACAGCUGUUUCAUAGCAGACCCAGUUCACAUAAGGACCUUUCACAGUGUGUUACAUGCCAAGAAAAGCACAUUACCGUGAAAAAAGAACCACAUGAAUCCCUUGGGAUGACAGUGGCAGGAGGCAGAGGCAGCAAAAGUGGUGAAUUGCCAAUCUUUGUCACUAGCGUGCAACCCCAGGGCUGUCUUGCAAGAGAUGGCCGGAUCAAACGAGGUGAUGUGCUGCUGAAUAUUAACGGCAUUGAUCUGACCAAUCUCAGUCACAGUGAGGCAGUAGCCAUGCUGAAAGCCAGUGCUGCCUCUUCAGUUGUCUCACUCAAAACGUUAGAGGUCCAGAUUGUUGAAGAACAAUCCCAGGCUAAUGAAGAACAGCCAAGCACAAUCAGUGAAAACGAAUAUGAUGCUAGUUGGUCACCAUCCUGGGUCAUGUGGCUGGGCCUUCCCAGCUGCCUGCAUAGCUGCCAUGACGUAGUGCUGAGGAGAAGCAAUCUAGGGAGCUGGGGCUUUAGUAUCGUCGGUGGAUAUGAGGAGAGCCACACAAACCAGCCUUUCUUCAUUAAAACCAUUGUUCUUGGAACUCCUGCAUACUUUGAUGGAAGAUUAAAAUGUGGGGACAUGAUUGUUGCUGUAAAUGGACUAUCAACAGUGGGUAUGAGCCAUUCUGCACUAGUUCCCAUGCUGAAGGAGCAGAGGAACAAAGUCACUUUGACAGUUAUUUGCUGGCCUGGAAGCCUCAUAUAGAUUUGCAAAAUUGUUUUGGUUCAUACAGCUUAUUUUUCUAGAUGGCUAGUAAAAACUCUUGUUUGUUUGUUUGUUUUGUUUUUUCCUACUGACAUAGCUGGUAGUAAGCAGGGCCAAAACUGCUACAUUUAUUUUUUACAAGAUUCAACCUCACUGUUUGUAUCUUUCUUUCAUCCUGAAACCGACCUUUCUACCAAGUUUGUGUUAAUUGUUAAAGAUCCCUCCCCCCCACACACAUUUUUGUUAUUAAGCCUUCCCAGAUGGGUAGUAUUCUGGCAGGGUCAGCAAGAGAACUCCUGUAUUUUUAGUUUCUCUUUCUAUUUUUCCAGAUUGAAAUGUUAAGUAAGCUUUGUACACACUCUUCACAGAGGGAAGGUUUAUGUCAGUAAUGCACUCGCAGAUCUCUCUGCUGCUGUGAAUCAAAAUCUGUUUCAAGAGGAACACCUUUACCAAUUUUGUAAACCUUUUCAUUUAUUCCAUGAUUUCCAAACCAUUCAAGGACCUUUGUUACUCCUAAGAAAAUGUUUGGUCCUACAGUUUUUCUUGCAGGGCAUUAGUGCUUAGAAAAGUAGGACAAAAGCCUGAUAUUGCUGGAAUUUUUAUAAAGUGCAAUAAUUGGACUCUUUGUUAGAAAAUGAUUUAAUAUAUUUCAAAGUUUGUAUCCUAUAAUGAAAAGGAAUAUGGAAAUAAUUAAAGUCACAAUGCUGGCAAGAGCAAAUAUUUAGGGGUCUCCUUUGACGGAACAGCUUGAAGACUUACAUUUACUUUCCAAAUGAAUGUUUUGCUAUGUUAGAAAAUUUUGAUGAACACUUUUACUAGAACCAUUUUUACAGUUUAUAUUGUGGUUGUCAGUAACUCUCCUUAUUCCUGCGUGGAAACAUUACAGUGACUCAAACCUGUAAAUUAGAGAAGCAUAUAAAAAUAAGAUAGCUGUGUUUAUGAAAGUGUAUGUUACUAAUGGGAGGCCAAAGGAGAGGCUUUUUCUAUUUGUUUGCCACUGUAAAAUUUUAUCCAUUUUCUGUCACCUGCUGAUAAAUGCCCAAAUGCCUUCAUAUAAGAUGCUGAAGCAAUCUGUCUUGUAUUUGAGAAAUCAUUUUGGUAAGCACCUGCUAUUGAAUUAUCAGUAACAAUAAUAUUUUAUAUUCGUGAUUAUGUUUAGUAUUUUUAAACCAAAACUAUAACUUGACAGGUUUCAGUUUGUUCAUGAUUUAUGCAGGCUGAGCAUUCUUUUGUGAAAGCUUACAAACCUUUGUGCUGACCUGGAGCAAAACCUCUAUGUUGUUAAUGUUCUGCAUACUUGAAAAAAAAGUUUCAUGUAGAAACUCAGUUCAGGUUCUGACCUGAUUUUACAAAUGACCUCUGUAUUGUCAUGAUAUUAAUUAUCAAGAAUGUAUUUCACAAUCGCUAAAUAUUUCAAUUGUGAAGCAUGAACUUCAUUUUCAAACUUAGCAAUUACAGUAUUGGGGCAUAUCAUCGCAUGUCACUGAUUCUAGUAGCUUUGUUUAAAAAAUAAAGUUACUCUCUUUUGCAAAAAAAAUGUAAAAAGCUAUUAUGGAGGAAGUAGUUUCAUUCUUUGUGGUAGUAUAUGAUGUUUGUUUGCUUUCAUACUAUCUGGAUACAGAAGAAUGUCUCAUACAGUAUAUUAUUGUAUAGAGAAAAUUUGUUUUUUGAAGCAGACAAGGAACUGGCUGACAUGAGUACAAAUUUCCUUCUCUCCAAAAAUUUUGUUGAACUACAUACUUUGUUUAUAAUGCAAACUUUUGUAAAGUACAUCUUAGUAUAGGCUUUAGGAAUCAUAUUGACAGAUGUGCUGAAUUUCAAGUAUUUCAUUUGACAAGUGACAUAACAUUCAAAAACCUGGGCAAAAAUAGCAUUUUUACCUUGUUUCCUUUUCUUUGUCAUGAAAGCAUGAGUUAGCUUAAAAUGUGUUGUUUGUUUUGUUCCAAUAAGCUGUCGCUUUUAAUCAGAAUGUCUGGUGAUGGAAGCUUAUUCUGAAUGGAUUCCUUUCCUUGAAAUACUGGGGUUAUUUUUCUCUCUCUUAUGGUCUUGUAGUUGCAUUGUUUGAUUUGUUCUUUUGUGCCUUCUGUUUAAAUUAUUUCAAGAUUUUUCAGCUGUUGCUACCUAAUUGUGUGGUAUUAAUGAAGGGUGACUGAAAAUAAAAGUCCUCUCUACCCAUUGUAAUAACUCA